Magnolia sinica is the source of this 346-nucleotide messenger RNA. RefSeq names its product pyrroline-5-carboxylate reductase-like. The coding region runs from base 1 to 327 and encodes 108 amino acids. NCBI's taxonomy places the organism in Eukaryota, Viridiplantae, Streptophyta, Magnoliopsida, Magnoliales, Magnoliaceae. Gene Ontology annotation, molecular function: pyrroline-5-carboxylate reductase activity. The transcript has a single exon. The record is from RefSeq and is a predicted model, not a curated record. Gene Ontology annotation, biological process: L-proline biosynthetic process.
AUGCAAUCAUUGAGGGUAGUCACAGGCUUGAGUGGCAGUGGACCAGCAUACAUAUUUCUAGCAAUAGAGGCUAUGGCUGAUGGAGGAGUUGCUGCUGGUCUUCCACGAGAUCUCGCAUUAAAGCUAGCUUCCCAAACAGUUAUGGGAGCAGCCGCUAUGGCUGUCAAUUCAGGAAAGAACCCAGGACAACUCAAAGAUGAUGUUACAUCACCUACAGGAACUACCAUUGCCGGUGUUCGUGAGUUGGAGAACAGCGGAUUUCGUGGAACUUUGAUGAAUGCAGUCAUUGCUGCUGCCAAUCAGAGUCGAGAGCUUUCAGAGAGGUAGUUUUGAUAUAAACAUCUUC